Messenger RNA from Saprolegnia diclina VS20, 1453 nucleotides. RefSeq lists its product as hypothetical. Gene Ontology annotation, molecular function: symporter activity. Gene Ontology annotation, cellular component: membrane. NCBI's taxonomy places the organism in Eukaryota, Oomycota, Saprolegniomycetes, Saprolegniales, Saprolegniaceae. The record is from RefSeq and is a predicted model, not a curated record. Bases 26 to 1390 code for a protein of 454 amino acids. The transcript has a single exon.
UUUCAUUUGUCAAGUCGCUCCCAAGAUGGCAGUCGACGCGUACGCUACGGUGCAGACCCCGGUGGACGGCGCCACGCCGAUCGCGCGUCCGCCCAAGUCGAUCGCUCGCCGCAUCCUCUCGUCGCUCACGUUUUGGAUCGUGCUCGGGACGAUUCUCGGCAUCAUUCUUGGUGAAGUCGCACCGUCCUUUUCCAAGUCGGCCGCGCCCAUGGCCCAAAUCUUCCUCCGGCCGAUCCAGUUCAUCGUGUUCCCGCUCGUCUUUUCGUCGCUCGUUGUCGGUAUCGCCGGCAAUGGCGACCUCAAAGCGCUCGGCCGCCUCUCGCUCAAGUCGUUCAUCUACUUUGAGGUUGUGACGACGCUCGCGCUCAUCAUUGGCCUCCUUGCGGUCAACAUUGCGAGCCCCGGGUCGUCGAUCCAGCAAGGCAAAAACUACACCGGCAAGCCCUCCGACUCGUUUACAUUUGCGCUCUGGAUCAACCAUUUGACGCCCAAGACGUGGGGUGAAAUGAUGGGCGGCUCGGGCAGCUCGGAGCUCCUCCAAGUGCUCGUGGCGUCGAUCCUCGUCGGUGUCGCGACCGCCAUGACGGCCGAGCACCACAAGCGCGUGCUUCUCGAACUGGCGACUGCGGUCAUGGAGAUGAUGUUCAAGUUUGUCGACAUUGUCAUCUGGACCGCGCCGCUCGGCGUCUGCUUUGCGGUCGCGAAUGCGAUCGGCGCCAACGGCGUGAGUGCGCUCAGUGCCCUCGGCGCGCUCGUCGUCACCUUGUAUGUGACCUUGGUCAUCUUUAUCCUUGUCAUUUUUGGCGCCAUUUUUGCCUUCUUCAAGAUCAACCCGAUCGAAUUCCUCACCGCGAUGCGCGAGCCGCUCGUGAUUGCGUACACAACCGCGACCUCGGAAGCCGCGCUGCCCAAAGUGUUUGAGGCGCUCGCAGCGUACGGUGUGUCGCCCCACAUUUCGGCGUUCGUUGUCCCCUUUGGCUACUCGUUCAACCUCGACGGGUCGACCUUGUACCUCUCGCUUGCGGCGGUGUUUUGCGCCCAAGCCACGCACAUUGACAAGACGAUCGGCGAGCAAAUCGUCAUGGUGCUCAUGCUCAUGAUCUCGUCCAAGGGUGUCGCGGGCGUCCGCUCGGCGAGUAUCAUUGUCCUCGCGUCGACCGUCGACCAGUUUAGCAUCCCGAACUGGCCCGUGACGCUCAUCUUGGCCGCCGAUUGGCUCAUGGACAUGGCGCGCACGUUCACCAACGUCUUUGGCAACUGCCUCGCAGCCGUCGUCAUGGCCAAGCUCGAGGGCGAGUUCCGCAAGGACGGCUGGGAGAAGGCGCUCGAGAUUGCCAACGAAGGCGACGACGAGCAUAUCCUUGUCGACGAUGACAAGCACACCGUGUAAACGAACAGACGCCUUCGAUGAUACUCGUAUGUCUAUAUAAUAGUACAGUUUGUCUUCUACAUA